UGUACCUGUCAGCCGCCGCCGGAGCGGUAUAUAAGGGCCAGCCCGCUCCAGGAAUCGACACUCUCACCCAAACAGCACAGCACAGCGCAGCUCCCAGCCAACGCCAACCAACCAACCAACCAACCAUGAAGGCUGUUGUCGCUAUCCUGCUCGCCGCCGCCGUGUGCGCCCAGGCCGUGGAGAACAAGGAGGCCACACCUGAGAAGAAGCAGGAGAAGAGAGGCCUGCUGGGUCUGGGAUACGGUGCUGCGGUCGCCGCACCCGCUGCUGUGAGCUACGCCGCUCCCGCCGUCAGCUACGCGGCCGCCCCCGCUGUCAGCUACGCUGCCGCCCCUGCCGUCAGCUACGCCGCCCCCGCAGUUAGCUACGCCGCUCCCGCCAUCGCCGCUGCCCCAGCCAUCAGCUACGCCGCCCCCGCGAUCGCUGCCGCCCCCGCCGUGAGCUACGCCGCCCCCGCCAUCGCCGCGGCCCCGGCCAUCAGCUACGCUGCCCCCGCCAUUGCUGCUGCCCCCGCGGUCCGUUAUGCCGCCCCCGCUCUGCGCUACGCCGCCCCCGCCGUCGCUAGGGUCGCUGCCGCCCCUGCCUACUCCUACGCCGCUCCGGCCUACUCUUACGCUGCCCCUGCUCUCAGCUACGCCAGGUACGCCGCCCCCGCUGUGAGCUACGCCGCCCCCGCUCUGUCCUACGCCGCCCCCGCCAUCGCCAAGUACGCUCUCCACUAAGCGACAUCGCCAUCUCAGCGUCUGCAUCACAGGCUGACGAUCCGUUCCGGUGGUAUCACGGACAACGAUCACCAUCUUCAGUUCACCACAAGUUUAUCGCCAAGCACAAACACCUGACAAGCUCUGAGAUUACAGCGCAGAGAGCCAAUGAACAUUAAUAAAGAAACAUCCUAUUUAUUUUCGACUCAAGUCUCUCAUCGCCGGCAAACGCCUGAAAAACUUCAAGCCUGUAGUGCAGACGCAAAUGUAAAUUACUAAAUAAAGAUUCUAUUUAUUCAAA
Molecule: messenger RNA, 1002 nt
Organism: Schistocerca serialis cubense
Lineage: Eukaryota; Metazoa; Arthropoda; Insecta; Orthoptera; Acrididae
Product: cuticle protein 16.5-like
Exons: 5
Coding region: 126-722 (198 amino acids)
Source: RefSeq, a predicted model, not a curated record